AUGUUCAAUCCAAUUCAUAAAGCUGCAAAAAUGUUGAAACAACGAGGUGUAGACUGGGAUUCAUAUCAAAAGAUAGAAGGGUAUGUACAGAACCAGUUAGAAAAUAUUCAAAAUGAAGUAAAACAAAUCUAUCAUAGUGAAAAGUCAAAUAAUAUUGAACUUAGCAAAGUGGCUAUUAAUGUUAUGACUACUUUGUAUGAAUCUUUUAAACCAUAUUUAGCAAAAGCCCUAGAAGUUUCUGAUGUUGAAUAUGUUGAGUUGGUUAAAAUGCCAAAAGUUGAACUAUUUGAGUUUGAUUCUUAUUAUUAUAUAGUUCGUUGGCAAGAUAGAUAUAUUUGUUUGAUCAUUACUUGA
Messenger RNA from Dentiscutata heterogama, 354 nucleotides. The record is from the annotation of a GenBank genome assembly. NCBI's taxonomy places the organism in Eukaryota, Fungi, Glomeromycota, Glomeromycetes, Diversisporales, Gigasporaceae.